AUGAUUUGGGAUGUGCAGAAUAAGCGGCACUCCUCUUUGCAAUUUAGGAAAGUGGGUCUGGAGUAAAGGUCACAUUUCAUAGUUCAGAAUAAGAACAGGGCUGCCGGACACUUAAACUACUUUUGAUCUAGUUUGAUGUUCUGAUGACAUCUGGAAUGUGCGGACUUGUUGUUAAUAUGUGCUAGCCUAGUAUCUUAAACUGAAAAGCACAUCUUCAUGUAAUAAAAGCACGGAGUAAAAUCUGUUGUUGAAAGAUGGCCCGUGUAGUUUAUAAUGUAGAUUUACCUGUAUUCUUAAAACUAGUAGCAGGCUACACAAAGGGGGUGAUGAUCAAGUGGAGAUCAAUACAAAAAAUUGUCAGAUAAGGAAUUUACAUUGACCUUAAAAUGUAAAACAUUUGUUUUCAAUAGAUAUUCUUUAGGAGAUGCCAUGAAUAUAUCAGAAGAUCAGAAGCGAUGGGUAGUUGUUGGGAUUGCUUUCAACAAGCUGGUGCCUCAUAUUCGACCAUUUGUAGAACAGUCUUUACAGGCAGAGUACCAGAGCUUGAAGUCCAGCCAUAACAUUCACGUCCAAACUCCACCUGGGAUUCUCAAGAAUCAUCCCAAACGUCUAAAAUAUGAAAACAUCAAUAGUAACAUCAGUCACAAACUCUCUCCUUUGAAGUUUGACUUUUCGAAAUUUGACUAUAAGGUAUCAAGUCAUGUUGACUUUGCCAAGCUCUACCUUCAACCAUUCAUGGCCAAGUUCAGUGCAUUUGAUGGAAAGUGUGAUGGGUCUGCUGUUCUUUCACUGCUUGUUGAAGUACCUGUUUUUUCGAAUGCAACACAGUCCUCAGCUAAGACUGUAAGAGAGGAUGUAAGAAAUGAAUGGGCUCACUGUAACUUUACAGACUGGGACGCAGUCAAGUUCCAAGGUUGUUUUCAGGAAAUGCGAGAGCUUGUCCAUUCUUUCGGUCUUCCUACAGCAGAUGAAACCACACUAUUAUCCGAGCUAAAUGACUGGGAAACGAAAGGUAUUUUUUUCAAAUUAUGUUACCUUAAUUUGUGUUUAUCCUAGUACUGUAGAGCGUACUGGUUAGCCGUUUUUGGAGGAGGAAUCUCAUCAAUUUUUUAGGGGGGGAGGACAUAAGUGCUGAUGAUAUCAUACUUUGCAGUGCCCUGAGGCCAGGCCCCCUCCCCGCUUAUCUGAAGGCCUGGAUCCGCCCCUGCGUUGCGCGCCAUUUGUAGGUGAUUUUCCGGUUUAACAGGUAUUAGAUGGAUGAUGUCAUAGUUUAUUUAAAGUUGUGUGCGUAAGGUCAUUAUUAGGGUAUGAAAAUGUCAUAGAUUUUUAUUCUUUUUUAUGAUGUGUUUUCAUUAAUAGACUAAAAAUCAAUUUUAUUGAAGUAUUUCUGUGAUUAUAAACAGUUGAUUGCAAAGGAAUUAUGCAAGUUUUAUCUCAUGCUGCUGUCAUUGUCGUAUAUUCAUCAUCAGACGAUUGUCCAAGUUCUGGUCCACUUAUUCUUGUUUUUCUUGCCACUCUUGGUGCGCUAAUUGUGCAUAGUAGAGAAGGCACUAACAAACCAAUUCAAACUGGUUAAUUCACCUAACAAAAAUACCCGACCUUAUUCCCCACAUUGUUUUCAUGCGAUAAGAUCAGUGUCCCCCCCCCCCCCAUAUCAAUGUGAUUCCCCCUCAAAAAAAGCCCCAACGAGUACGUCCUGUGCUAGCAAUUCUGAGUGCGUCCUUGCGUUAUGCAUCGAGGAACCUGUUGAAAAAGACAUUUUGUCAUCUGAAAGAAUUAUAUAAUUAUCCUGGGGAUUACCGGUCGCUUCGCCCACGCCCUUCUUGCUAACGUCUUAAGUCGUUUCGUUAACGUUUUAGGUCAGUUACCUUACUCCUUUCGCGAGAACGAGGUGUAUACACAUGCGCAUCGGACGUGGUGUCAUAAUUGAAGGAUGCAUUCAUGUGUAGUGCUUGUUUCUUUUGGUAAGCAAAACGAUUUAAGACGUUACCGAACGGGACGUUGGCGAAACGACGUGUUUUCGAGAUGACCAGGAGUCACCGUACUGAGAUUGAAAAAAGGCCGUUACACAUAGGCUUUAGCAGAACUGUUGAGUUCUGUUAAGAUCUAAGGAGAAACUGUUUUGUAGACAUCUAUAGUGGGCCGUAAAAAAACACAAACGAAGAAUUUCGAUAUUACAGUACUGUAAACUCAUGAUCUGGAGAAGUAGUCAUAAGUAGUAAAUCUACGGCCAACUAGUCAACGCAUAUGUCACGUGCACCCAAUGCGAAUAUAGUUCAAAACCACUUAAACAUAUCAUUGAUGAACGUACUUUCGUAUUUAAACGGUAAAUAGGCAUAUUUUUAUGAGCUAAAAAUUUUUCAUCUGUUCGGAUUUCCUAGCUGAAAGUCUAGUGAUCCGAAAAUUAUAGGGAUCAAAACUUACCUUUUCGAGAAUUUCAGCCAGAAAAAAGGCUCCCGAAAAUUCUAGUUGAUCUUUUUGGGGUAAAAAUCCGUUAAAAAUGGGCAAUUAUACCAUUGUUUAUAUGUUGGAAAAUCCUAGGAGAGGCAGGCAAGCAAGAAAUUGUACAACAAAUGUUCCGAAAAUUCUAGAUCUCAAAUCGUCUUCCUAACAGAUAUUUUCCGAAAAUUGACGUUGGGUGCCCCUGAUAUGUCUGAGUUUAAUGAAUCGUGAUUUUAAGUGACUUUAAAGUCACGCCCUGAACCUGAACGCUACUUGGGUUUUCAAGGAUGCUAUUUCGUAUUUUUUUUAUUGCAAGUUUUUAAGUUACGUUAAAUCAGGUAUUCUUUUUCAAUGCGUGUAUAAAUAUACACAAUGUAGUCGCCAGCCGACAAUUUGCCGUCGCGAUUUUUAGGAAGUGCUCUAUGCUACCUUUUCUUUCUGCAUCACAUUCCUACUGUAUCAAAUAGAAGUCUAGGCGAAGGUGCUUUUGAUAUUUUAAUAGCCCAGAGCGGGCAGACUAGUCCAUAAGUUGCAAAUACCAUUAUCAAGAAUCAAGAGAUUGCGGGUGAGCAAAAUUAAGACACCUCGGGAAAAACAUUUAGUGAAUCAGAUUUAUACAUGGCCGCACAGAGAUACGAAAUUUCUCUUAACACGAGAAGAGAAAAUUCGUAUCUCCAAGCGGCCACGAAAUGUUCUUUUAUGUGAACACUAAUGAAACACCAAACAAUUUGACAUAAUUAUUUUUUUUCUAAGAAAGGUGCGAUUUGUUAUGCAAUCAAAGAAUCGUUUAUCUUUUGACGUAGGAGGACAUCAUGUUUUCGUGCGAACACUCACCUGGUGAGUGGAGCACACAGUUAAUCAAAGUCGUUUUCCCUUCUGCAGAAACUUCACAUUUGUCAUGAACGUCUAUAUUUAUGAUAACGUCAUUGAGGUCUUUGAGUUGUUCUGUUGACAGGCACUGCGUUCUGUGGUAACUGCCCUGUAGACCCUACCCUGUUGAGCUUGGUACACAAUGGAGUGUUGCAGCUUUCCUUCAGUUUGGAAGAUUUUGUUUGCCAGUUUAAGGAACAGUACGAUUCACUAAAAUCGCAGGUCUUUGAAGUAAAGCAAAAUCUCGAAGAGCUACUGGAACUUCCCCAGAAAUUUCAACAAAUGGAGCAUGAGAUGAAAACCUUGAAGCAACAAAUGGCAGAUUUAAGUUGCAGUGCUAUGAAACGUCAACAGAGUGUCAACCCUCCAUCGUUCUUUGGUGCGCUAGAGAGAAAUGGAUAUUUUACAGGCCGAAAAAAGGAGCUAGAAUCAUUGGACAAUGCUUUUCAAGACGUCACCACCACAGAAGAUGUUCUAAAAGGGUGUAAAAAGAGGACUAAAGUUCAUGGUAUUUGCGGGCUUGGGGGCUGCGGGAAGUCAUCUCUUGCCUUCGAAUAUGCUUGGCGCAACCUGGAACGUUACUCCGGAGGCGUUUACGUUGUAAAUGGAGAAAGUGACGAACUGUUGCGAUCAUCUGUUCAAGGAAUCCAUGGACAAUUCGUGUACAAGUCUCAGCCCAACAGGCACGAAGAAGCAAAACAGUUUGAUCAGCUAAUGACGGAAACUCUCUCGUGGCUUGGUAGUCUAAGGCACAAGUGGCUUUUGCUUGUAGAUAACAUGGAUCAAAAGAAACUUAGCUCCUACACACGAAAAAUGUUUUUGGGCCAGUGGAAAAAUAAAACUUUAGGGGACAUUCUUGUGACUUCUCGUAGAAGUCCUCAAACGUUGUGUAAGGACCUAGAUCUUCGUCCUGAAAACUGUCUUGAGCUGGAUGCUUUUUCUGUCGACGAAUCUUUUGAAUUCCUAAAGAAACGCACCGAAUUAGCAUACGCUUUUCAAAAUCAAGAGGAAGGAGUAAAAGAACUUGCCCAGGAGCUUGGUGGAUUACCGUUGGCCUUAGAACAAGCUGCUGCUUACAUCAGUGAGUUAAAGUGCUCGGCUCAGUCGUACCUUGAGCAGUAUCGUGAACAAAAGUCGAUUCUUUUGAAUAGGGAAAUCGCCAAACCAUGCUCAGAGGUCUACAGUGAGGCACGCCUGGCAGUACAAACUACAUGGCGUCUGAAUUUCAGUUAUAUAGAAAAUGACGAAAACGAUGAAGGACUUGGAAAGGCCGCUUCUUUCUUCAUGAAAAUUGCCACAUAUCUGUCCCCAGAUGAGAUACCCAUCGAGAUUUUGAACGUGGGCGCCCCAGAGAUUGACCAUAAGUACCUGAAGGAUCGCUUGAAAAUGCCAAUCGGUGCAGAACAAAUUGUCGAUUUGUUGCUUAGGUUUUCACUCUUCAAACGCAAGUCAGAUGAUAGCUUGAGCAUCCAUCGACUUGUUCAAGAGACAUUGAAAGAGCGUUAUAGUAAAGAAGGCGAAACUGAAAAAGCUUUUUGUUCUGCCAUAAGAAUGUUGCACCAUGCAUUUGUCGACUGUGUUGGAGGAACAGACUUCCUUUACGAAUGGCAAUUGAGGCAGGAUUAUCUGAAACAUGAUACAGUGAGUCGCAAAGACAAGGUCCGUCAGCGUUUCGAAAGUUUCGGCGAGGCCAAACUGGAGAGUCGACGGUGGAAAGUGCUCUCUGUGAAUGCUUUUCACCUCCUUUUUCAUCUCUUGAAAAACUCAUGCUUGAAGCCUGAUUACCUAUUCUGUGAGGAGACUGCCAGGAUAUUUUGCGAAACAGCCUUCUAUUGCUAUUCUUUGGGAAUAAACAGUGAAGGAUACCGCUUACAGCAAUAUGUGUUCGACAUUUUGUGCGCAGUGAAAAAGUCCAUUUGUUUUUACAAAGGCGACGAACUAAUGAAAGUAACAAGAGUUCUAAUUCCCAUCGAUGACCCUAACGUUGUUGUAGCAAAGUUAAUAGUUCCGUCAGAAGAAACGAUUGAAAAUGCCAUUAGUCGAACAGAUGUCAAGACAGGCACCACUCAAACUGACGAAUUGUUAGAAGGGAUCGAAAUGAUAGAACCAAAGGCGAGAGAAGCUUUCUCCAGGGGCGAUUAUCAAGCCUCGUCUGAUCUGUACACUGAGAUUAUUAACCUACCAAUUGCAGUAAAUCAACCUGGCGCUCGUCCUCUUGGAACAAUUUUUUGUAACCGUGGUAUUGCGAAUAUGCAAUUGAAAGACAUUGAGACAGCUUUAGACGACUUCAAUGCUUCUAUUUACGUAGACACUGAGCUUUAUCGUGGGUACUACUGGAAGGCAUACGCACUUUGUAAACUCGUUGAAACUGGUAGAACCGAGUUCACCAGCAGAGCUCAAGCUGCAGCAGCAGUACUUCAUUACAAGUUUGCAGGUUCUAAAACAGGUGAUAUUCGAAAACUGCAACAUAAAUUUCAGAACGUUUCUGGAUUGCUUGAUAGAAUCAACUACAGUUUUGUCACCGAUGUUAACCAGCUCAAGGAACUAGAGAGUCAGCUCUCUGAACAACGAGAUUCAAAUGGUUCAUUUACAGUCAUCCUAUCCGAAGGGAAAUUCGAUUUGAAUAAGAUUGUUUUAUCGGACGGAUGUUAUUAUUUUGUCUGUCUUCCUGGAAGUUCCGCUGUGCUUAGUUUCAGCGAAGGUUUGUUUUUGUCAGGGGCGUCUUUUCUAUUUGAAAAUGUUCAUUUUGAGAAUUCUUUGCCAUCAGCAAACCGCGAUCAACCGUUGUCGUCUGAAGCGGCCGGUAGUACUGCAGAGAGAGAAAAGCUACUUUCAAUAACGUUAGGAAAAUCACACCUGAUUAAGAAGGAAGUGACCGCCGACAGUGAACGCGAACUUUAUGCUCUGAUAAAGGCUAAUGACGUUAAAUCAUUGGUCAUGGAUCACUGUUCUGUCCGUUUUUCAAAUGGUGCAGGGUUAUUGGUGGAGGCACAUCACCGUCAGCAAGUAAUUGUUUCAGUGAGGUCUACUAAAAUUCAAAUGAGUCGUGGGCCUGGAAUCGGUAUUCGAGGAGGAAGAGCUGAUUCCCACAUAAGUAUUUGUGACAGUCAACUAGACAACAAUUUACAGGGUAUUUUAAUGAUUACCCCAGCACGUUUUUACAUGGAAAAUAAUUGGAUUUCUCAUAACUUGGUUGGUGGUAUUGUGGCCGCCGGAGGUUGUAAUGGAGGAUUGUUGAGAAAUUUAGUGGAAGUUUCACCUCGUGCCAUUGUGUUACAACGAGCAAACGCGAUAAUAGAAGAAAACGUUAUUUCCGAAAAUUUUGGUUGGGGAAUAGUGUGUUGUCUCGGAAGCAACUUAACCUGCAAACAAACAUCGUUUGAAAACAACUAUUGUGGAGGACUUCGUAUCAUUUUAAAUGGCCAAGGAAAUGUUUUGGUUGAGAAAUGUGACUUCAGGAAUAAUCUUGGUCCGGUUGUUUUUCCCUCUAAUGCAAGAGAAAUUUGCCCAUGUGAGUUGCAAUGUAAAGAGAUGUUCACAAGUCCCCAGGAAUCUCCCUUUAUGUUUUACUUACGAAAUUUCCUCGAACUAGUCAAAACUGACAUGUUUGAAUACGCCGAUGAAUUCAAAAGCCCCUUGCUUGUGGAAAACAGAUUUUCGGAUGUUCAUGGUGUUCUCCCUUGGAAACCGCGUGAAAGAUGCUCUGGGUGCUGGAAAGAUCUACAGUCGGUUGGUGAUUUUAUCGAAUGUUCCAGUUGCCUUGUUGCAAGGUACUGUAGCAAGCAGUGCUCUGACACAGCCAGAGGUGUUCAUUCUUUUGUCUGUAACUCUAUUCGUGAAGCAAAUAAGACAUGCCAACCGUUGCGGCUACUGUCCAGAUCACCAAUAAAAGCAGAUUGUCAACGUAAAACAGGCAACUGUUUGUGUGUUAUUACUGCUCUACUCAUUGUGCAUGCUCCAGCAGAAUCUCGCGGGCGUAUCUGUAUAUUAACUUGUCCACUGCGCAACCUUCAUACUGUGCUGAAAUCUGCAGAUUUGUACAGUUUUGUAAUGAUUCAUGGAGUUCCCAUUAAAGAAAGCAUGAUGGACAUCAAGGCAGCUAGUAUUUUGGCAAACUUUGAUCCUGAAUCCCACACCGUCACUGUUUACUGGCAUCGCAUUUUUCCUGUCGACAAAGUACCAAAUGGUUGGAACUGGGUGAACAGAUCAUUAGAUUUGUUUGCAAAAUCCUGUUCAAGGGAAGGCGCGUCUUAA
This is a messenger RNA of Porites evermanni, 7566 nucleotides long. Lineage: Eukaryota; Metazoa; Cnidaria; Anthozoa; Scleractinia; Poritidae. The record is from the annotation of a GenBank genome assembly.